CGAAAUUUCAAAUUCACAAUUUGAAUCACAAAAGCCAAAAAAAACAAAAAAAAAGCUUCGCCGAGACGCUUCAGUAGUAAACGAUGGUUCCGCCAUUGCUGAAGCUCGAGUUCACCCAAGGUCCAAGAGCUGGCGAUUCUCUAGGGUUCAAACCCGGAUCCACUAUCCGGAUAGGUCGAGUCGUUCGUGGUAAUGAAAUCGCCAUCAAAGACGCCGGAAUCUCUACCAAGCACCUCCGGAUCGUCUCCGAUUCGUCGGAGAACUGGAUAAUCCAGGAUCUAGGGUCUUCCAACGGCACCAUAUUGAACUCGGAAAGCAUCGACCCAGAUACUCCCGUCAAUCUUAGCCAUGGAGACGAAAUCAAGCUGGGUGAGUUCACUUCCAUUGUGGUGAACUUUGUAAGCGAUGUUCAGGCGCCGCCGCCGCAGGAGCAUAAGCUUCCGCCAAGGCCAAGGAGGAAUAACAAGCGUAACGCUGUUUCGGAUCCGGAUCCGGAUCCUAUUGAGUCGGUUCAGGAGAAGCCAAAGCGAGCGCGUGGAUCGUUGAAGCAAGAGGAAAAUGAAGUACCCAAGAAAACUAGGGCUUCGAGAAAGAAAAAUCUGGCAGAUAUCGUCGAUAAAGAAGAGGAAUUGGAGGUGGAAGUUGAGAAAAAGGUCAAUUCUAGGGUUGGGAGGCCCCGGAAGAACGCAAGUAGUGCAAAUGAAGAGGUUCCGGAGGAGAAAAAGGUCAAUUCUAGGGUUGGGAGGCCUCGGAAGAACGCAAGUAAUGCAAUUACGAAUGAAGAACAAGUCCCUGAGGAGGAAAAAGGCAACAGUGAGAGUAUCAAGAAAUUGGGUUUGAAAUCGAUCAAAUUGGAAGUUGAAGAUACCCCAAAGAGAGUAGAAAUCUCAGAGGUGAAAAGCAGGAAGAGAGUGACAAGGAGCAAGCAGAUUGAGAAUGUAAAGACUGAGGACACUGUUUUAGAGGUUAAUGAUGAGAAGAGAGCUACAAGGGCUACCAGAAGCAAGAAGACUGAAAUGUGUGGAGAUUCCUUUAUGGAGUUGGAGAUGGUCUUGAGCCUAGCCCGGAAAAGCCGUGCAAAGAAGAGGAAAAUGGAGCAGGAGCCGUCCAAGAGCGUUGUGGAGAUGGAAACUAGAAAUGAUGAUGCCGGAGUAGAGGUUUUGAAGAACUGUCAUGUUAAGGAAGAUAAGGAAAAUGAAGCUCAGGGAGGUUGUAGUGGAAGAAGUGAUGACAAAUGUGAUAAAGAAGAUGAGAGAGAAGGUGAUGGAUCUAAGAGGGUGGAGCAGGUGGAGACUGAGCUAAGCAAGAAGAGCACAGUUGGAGAAGAUGACGUAAACUGUACUGUUAGAGAAGAUGGAGAGACUGAGAGCUCGCAGGAUAUUGUAGAAGAAAAUGGAAAUAAAUCUCAGGAAGGUUGCAGUGAAAGAAGUGAUGAAAAACGUGAUAAAGAAGAUGAGAGGGAAGGUGAUGGGUCUAAGAGGGUUGAGCAGGUGGAGAUUGAGUUAAGGAAGAAGAGCACCAUAGGAGAAGAUGACCUGAACUGUACUGUUAGAGAAGAUGGAGAGACUGAGAACUUGCAAGACAUUGCAGAAGAAAAUGAAGCUCAGGAAGGUUGCAGUGAAAGAAGUGAUAAAGAAGAUGAGAGGGAAGGUGAUGGAUCUAAGAGGGUAGAGCAGGUGGAGAUUGAGCUAAGGAAGAAGAACACCAUAGGAGAAGAUGACCUGAACUGUACUGUUAGAGAAGUUGCAGACACAGAAAACUUGCAACAAAUUGAAGAAGAACGUUGUGACGAGGAAAGAGAGUGUACGGUCGAGGAGGCUGGAAUUGCGAUAGUAGAUGAUGAUUGUGAAGAGGAAAAGGUUGAGCAGGUAUCAAGCAAUAGGGAUGUAGAGAGGGUAGAAGUAGAUUUAGGGAAAAUGACACUAAGAAAUUGGUUUGAUUCCAUGGAAGCUCAACUGCCAAAACAGACAAUUGAAGAGACAGAGAAGAUGAUUGAGCCCAUGAGAAGUAAGACUUUGAGAGUUUACAAGCAUAUUGCAGAGCAAAGGGAAAAGGGCGUAAUGGCUGAAUAUGAUGUUCUGAUCAUCUGAGAGGUAGCUUCAGUUUGACGCUUUUGGAUCAGUGGAUCGAUGUUAGUUUUGUGGGACAACUCAUGUGGCUUGCUUAAGCUCUAUGCAUUUACUGAUGCAAAGAGAGACUAUAUGUAUAUAUAUAUCAAUCAUAUCAACAUGUGAGAGUUGCUACAAAUCGAA
Camelina sativa (false flax) is the source of this 2252-nucleotide messenger RNA. RefSeq names its product SMAD/FHA domain-containing protein. Gene Ontology annotation, molecular function: protein binding. Lineage: Eukaryota; Viridiplantae; Streptophyta; Magnoliopsida; Brassicales; Brassicaceae. The record is from RefSeq and is a predicted model, not a curated record.